UUUUUGAUAAAUAAAAAAGUUCAGAAGAACAGCAAUCUAAAAUAGAAAUAUUUUGUAAUGUGAGUAUCUUUAUCACUUUUGAUCAGUUUAAAGGAUCCUUACUAAAUAGUGUUAAUUGAUAUAAAAUCCCCCCCCAAAAAAAAACAAGCAAACAAAGCGUUUUAUUUCAGAUAAAUGCUGAUCUUUGGUCUUUCUGUUCAUCAAAGAAUCGUGAAAAGAUGUACUUAACUGUUUUAAAUAUUAAUGAGGAUAAUUAUAAUAAUAAUAAAUGUUUCUUAAACAACAAAUCAGCAUAUUAGAAUGACUUAUGAAGGAUCAUGUGACACUUUAGACUGGAGUAAUGAUGCUGAAAAUGUAGCUUUGAUCACAGGAAUAAAUUACAUAUUAAAAUAUGUUCAAAUAUAAAAUAGGUAUUUUAAAUAGUAAAAAUUUUGUUUUUGCUGUACUUUAGAUCAAUGCAGGCUUGGUGAGCACAAAAGACAAACAUUAAUAAUCUUACUGUUCAAAAACAUUUGACUGGUAGUGUACUUUCAUUAUUUUUAUUGCGUAAAAAACAAAAUGUCUGAAAAUGAGUUCCAAACUGGCCAGUACUUUAUAGUGCCAGGAAAAUGUUUAUGUACCUUGCCACAAAAGAAAGAUUAGUUUUAAUUUUUAGCACUGUAUUUUCUAAAAGCUUUACAUUUUUAAUUAGAAAUGUUUUCUAUAUACAAUUUUUAUUUGAUUUUUUUUUUCCACUUGUAAAUUAAUCUGCUAAAAUUACACACUUUUGCUGGAAAACAAAGGCAUAUGGUGCAAAAAGUUUUCAGUUUUUGCAAAUUUGACACCACCUCAUCUAUGUUAGCCAACUAGAUAACACUAUCAUGUUGGCAAAUCAGCAGUUUGUAACAAUGUACAAUGUGAUGAUCAUGGUGUCAAGUCUUUGGAAGCUGUAAAUGCAUUUAGCUAGUAAAUGAAAUCUUGAUGCUUAUAUAUUUUCUUUGUUUUUUGAAAGUUUAUUGAAAUAGUUGGAGAGACGAAUUCUGAUCAUAAAGACAACAAAUGUUUUCUAUUGAUUAAUGGGUGUAUGAGGUGUUUUAUGAAUGCACAUGUUCUAUUGGUAAUUAGUGAUCAUUCUUUUUUGGCUUUAUUAUUUUCACCCACUUAGAGUGUCCCAAUAUUAUAUAUUUUAGCCAGCUCUCUAACCUCACACCCCUAUUUGAUUCAUUGCCAUCUAUAACUUUCUAAGCUGCUCUAUCAGCUGCUUUCUCUCGCCUUAUAAACAGUCCUCUCUCUCUUUUCUGGCUUUGCAACUGUAACUCCCACGCUCUUAAUGUCAUUAACAGGUGCUUGUCCAAAAUAGAACCCUUGCCCAUACACACACACACACCCACAUACAAACAUCCGUGGAUCAGCUGACAUACACUCGACUUUGUUUCCCCACAGACGUACGAAACUCACACUGACAUACACUGAAAACUGUAAAAUCUGUCUAUGCGCAGAUAAAUACCCUUGCUUGAAUUAUCUACUUGGCGAUUAAGCUGUCAUACAUUCGUACUGUCAUACAGCUUGAUUUUAUGAGCCCCAGUCCCAUUUUUCUCCACCCUCGUCUCUCUUUUUCUCUCUCGCUCUCUUUACGUCCCUCCUUCUCCUGCUCUCUCAGCUGAGUUUCAUGUAUCUAGUCAUCAGAUCUGCACUCACACAGAACAGGUUCAUCAAACGGAGGAAUGCAUCAUCUUUUCACGGCUCUUUAAGGCCUCAAUCCGAUGUCUCUCAUCAAGUCGUUCUUUUCAUCUACUCGUUAUUCCUGUCUAGUUUGUUAUCAAACCUUCUCGCAUUUGUAGACGUCAGUUAAUUCCCACUCUACGCUCUUCAGAAAUGACCCCCUGUCACUUGAAUUUCUUGCGAGCUGGAUUCCUUUUAAAUCACAGGACAUUGUAAUUCACUAUCAUUUCCUGUUCCUUUUUGAGCGUUCUAAUAAUACACUUCCCUUCGUUCUUUUUAUCUAUCCGUGUGCCUAACACCAGACUAAUCUCUCUAGUCUCCUUUUUUUUGCUUUAGUCUUUUCCGUCCCCUUUCUUUGCUUCUGGGAGUUUUCACCGCUCAUCUCCAAGCAUUGUGGCUGCCAUGUGGUCCAACUUUUUUUUGCAGCAGGAUGAGGAUGGGAGAGUGGGUGCGGCGGCUUUGGGUGGAGUCGGCAGUAAGAGCGGGCGUUCAGGUAAACGAGCGAGGCCCCCUCGAAUGAGCGACAGCCAGGAGGGAAAGAUCAAGCUGGCAUUUUUCGUCGCCCUGAUAGGCGUCACUCUGACGGUGCUUGGCAUGGGUACAGAGUUCUGGGUGGAGCUAUCCCAGCCAAAACACUUCAGGAACAACCAGACGUGUGAGAUGGCACAUUAUGGCCUUUGGAAAUCAUGCGUUCGCACGCUAUGGGUGUCGGAUAUUGACCCAGAGAGAGAGAGCUGUGGACCUGCAGAACUGCCUGGAGAAUCGAACUGCACAUUCUUUAAAUUAUACACCUCUGGAGAGAAUGCGGUCAUAUUUAAGAAAACAACAGAAAAAAGUUUGCAUAUAGCAGGUGCAAUGUUGGCUUUGUUGAGUUUGUUUCUGAUGAUCAUGGGCUCUGUGUGUAUCACUAUGUCUCUCAGUAAGAGUGUGCCCUUCUUCCUCAAGCCUGCUACCAUCUGCUUCGUCUUCUCAGGUAUCCUGGUCCUCUUGUCCAUCAUAGUUUUCCACCAGUCUGUACUGGCGUUAUUGGCAAGCGAUCACAGUAUCCCUCUCCAUCACGAGUUGUCCUGGUCAGUGGCAUGUCUUGGCUCGGCUGGGGCCAUUCUCAUUUUUGGAGGGCUUAUGUUCCUGUUGCUUUCCCUCCCAUACAACCCUCUGGAGAAAUGUUUUCGUCAGCAGACCAGUAGUGAUGCCUAGCUGUCAGGGGGACUGCCUGUGAGUUAAGUAGCACAAGAUCUUUUAUAGUCUUAUGCUGCUUGCGGAGAUUAUCAGAUGUUGUAAAGGACUCUCAAAAGCUAAUGUUUAUAAUGUUUUGCAACAACUGGCAUUAGUUUGCUUAUCAAUAAGAUUAGACCUUAACACUCAUACACCGACUCUGAAAUCUGAACUGAUAUUUCUAUGAUGGUUAUGUACAUAAAAUCAGUGACCAACAGAUCUGUUUACUGUCUUUAAAGGCUUCAUUUACACAACGUGCUGUGCUAUUAUGCGUUGUCCCUGUAUUUGCAUUUGUAUAAGAAACCUUGUUUGAUUACUAGGCAUAUAAAACUUUUAUCAGGUAUCUGUGGGUAGAAAGUGUAAAUUAUUAUUUUAUUUUAUGUUUUUGAAAAAUAAGCCAUCCUUUAAAUGCUAAAGGCCCAUUCACACCAAGAAAGAUAACUAUAUUAGUGUCAUAUAACAUUCUGUUUAUUAUAAGAGCACACUGCAGUUUUUUCAUCUGCCUCUUUAAAUGCUUGAGCUUUUUAAAGUUGAGUGGAUUUUGAUUGGCUGUCAGUGCUUUUAUCAUUCAUCAACUAGAAAUAAAAUCAUUCUGAAAAUGAUUCCAGCAAUAUUGUUUCUCUGUGGCAUUAUCAUUAUAGCUAUGGUGCAGUUAGGAUGAUUAUUAAAACUUCAGGCUAUUUUUACUAUUAUAGUUAUCGUCCUUGGUGCAAACAGGCUUUCAGAACAGGGCUGAGUAAAAAAAAAAAAAUAUAUAGAUUUCUCGAUUUUAAUCGAUUCUCAUUUUUACAAAACGAUUCUUAAAUCCCAAAAAUCGAUUAGUCAACCUGUUUUCAGUUAACGGAAAGUUGAAGGGAACAUUGUAGUGAUAAAUGUAGUGUCAAUAAAUCGCAAAGAGCUCAGAUUUCAAAUUUUCUGCAUGUUAUUACAGUAUUAAAACAAUAAAUGCCAUUUUGGCACUGUUUAAUGUGGAG
This is a messenger RNA of Labeo rohita (rohu), 3890 nucleotides long. RefSeq names its product calcium channel, voltage-dependent, gamma subunit 6b (gene cacng6b). Gene Ontology annotation, molecular function: voltage-gated calcium channel activity; calcium channel regulator activity. Gene Ontology annotation, biological process: calcium ion transmembrane transport; regulation of calcium ion transmembrane transport via high voltage-gated calcium channel. The transcript is spliced from 5 exons. Gene Ontology annotation, cellular component: L-type voltage-gated calcium channel complex; membrane. Lineage: Eukaryota; Metazoa; Chordata; Actinopteri; Cypriniformes; Cyprinidae. The record is from RefSeq and is a predicted model, not a curated record. The coding region runs from base 2104 to 2898 and encodes 264 amino acids.